AUGGCCUUGCAGGCGCAGCAGCAGCAGCAGCAGCCUAUGCCGCAUGAUGAUGAUGAUGAUGAUGAUGAUGAUGUUUGCAUACGGGAAUACCAAGUUGAACCUUUGGGAUACCUACCCCACGGUUUUUUCUGCCCAGUCAUUACCAUAAGCAGACGAACAUUGGCUGCAGCGAGAGGCGGUCAAGGCGGACGACCCUUGGCCCGGGGUCCCACCAGACCCAAGGUCCGAUUUCGGUUACCGGCAUUGACGAGGCCACGCCGCAUCAUUGGAAUAGGCUGGCUGCUGAUUGGCGCGGCGGCCUCCCCUCGGUACCACCUGGCCUUCGUUGUCGUAAUUCUCGAGGGUCAUCUCGGUGCUUAUCGCUCCACCACGACGCUUGCCCCCAAGCCCCAAGGGGCGGAAGAUGCACUAGAGCACACAAAAGGGACCGAGGGCGAGGAUGGUCGUUGGACGGGAGAUCCCAAAACACGGGCUGGGGGUUGGUUGCAGCGGAGCACCCAUGCAACCUCUACCCCAACACACAAUGCCCUGUCUCGGUGUAUGUACACAGGCACAUACAGACUCGCAGGCGAUGUCCGUUUGCCUCCCUACUUGCAGGCGACGAGAGCGCGACGGCGCUGUGCCUUUCGGAGCAGACCGGGACAACUGAACAAGCAGCACUGGACUGGACUGCCACUCCCUCAGCGGGGAUGCCACUUUGACUUUGAUGAUUCCAUGAGUCACGAGAACAAAGCUGGUUAUCGUUUCUCCGCUGGCCACGCACCGGUACAUUACCUGGACGCAAUCAGGAGCAAAAAUGGGGGUAAGAGAAAUCACCUCGACGGUACAUUCUCCUCGUCACCAGAGCAGAAACCCGCGUCCACGCGCAUGCAUCAAUGGCAAUGGGACACGUAUGCAGUCCACGUUCAAGCCAUUUUCUUCCUCCGCUUUGAUUCAACUCGCUCAUCUUUCCUCUCCAACGCCCCCCUCCCCCGCCCUCUCACGCUCUCCCGUUCCCUUCCAUCUGUCCAGACGCUUGAACACGGCCCAUAUUGCCAACGGCCAAUUCAUCUCGCCUUGAUCCUGGUUGGCCUAGCCGAGCGCUAUGUAGAGACCGACAGUUGCCCCAGAAGUACUACCUACUUGCCACUACUGUAUCUCGACCUUGAUCGCCUCGACUGCCUGGCCAUUGCCGCCAUCCAACUCAAUAGAAGCACUCUUUUUCCAGAGCAUACCUACCAACAUAUUGCUGGCUCAGACCACCUGCCUAAUCAUGCUCCAGCUCCAAAGCUAGUCUGA
Messenger RNA from Plenodomus lingam JN3, 1278 nucleotides. The record is from RefSeq and is a predicted model, not a curated record. Lineage: Eukaryota; Fungi; Ascomycota; Dothideomycetes; Pleosporales; Leptosphaeriaceae.